AUGUCAAAGAUGAAUGAAUGUUUUUCUGUGAAGCACAAGGUGAUGAAGAAGUAUGACAAAAGCGGCUCUGUAACGACGUGGACCCAGGACUGCCUGGGAUGCUUCUACCCAUGCCAGGAGUGCAACCCCAGCAGGUGUGGGCCGGAGUGCUGGUGCAACUGGUGCUGGGUCUAUGAUGCCAUCGUCACCGAGUCUGGCGAGGUCAUCAGCACCCUGCCAUUUACCGUUCCUGACUAG
Apodemus sylvaticus (European woodmouse) is the source of this 237-nucleotide messenger RNA. Its product is annotated as ARL14 effector protein-like. The record is from RefSeq and is a predicted model, not a curated record. Lineage: Eukaryota; Metazoa; Chordata; Mammalia; Rodentia; Muridae. The coding region runs from base 1 to 237 and encodes 78 amino acids. The transcript has a single exon.